UACUGGGCCGGCCGUAGGUUAGAUGUGGGCUUUCCUCGAUCCAUGCCAGGCACCUUUCCAGCGAACGGCACCUCCUCUCCCGUCUCCCGCGGGCGUCCUCGUCCCCGCUUGACGCCGCCGGCAUAGAGUGGAGAUCCAUCCGUGCUUGCGUUGAUUCCUUCUCUGUCGGCAAGCUUAACACCGGUGCUGGCGGGCGGGCGAGAUGGGGAAGGUGAAGCGCGGAUCCAUCUUCAUCAGGCUCGUGUCGGCGGCCGGGACGGGUUUCUUCUACGUGAAGCGCAAGAACCCGCGCCGGAUCACAGAGAAGCUUGAGUUCAGGAAGUACGACCCCCGCGUCAACAAGCACGUCCUCUUCACCGAAGCCAAGAUGAAGUGAGAUGUGACCGGCGAUACGAUCGAGAUCGUCGCAGACAAGUGUGAUGGACAGUGCCAUCUGGUUUCUGAACUACUAGGGUGCAUACCAUGCGUGGCUUGAAUCCUUGAUUGGAUCUCUGCUCUGAAAUAAAAAAAAUCUUUCCUUUUCUUUGCCGGCGCUGCUGCUGAACUGAGAGGUUGAGCGUAUCCAAUGUAUGCUCAUGAAGCAAACACUGCCAUGUUAUGCAAUAGCAAUUUAAAAGAUCAAUAAAUAAUAUGAGGACUGUGCUAUUGUUAUAUCUCUGCAUCAUGCAACAUGCCGGCAGAUGACAUUCUUUCCCUUUUUGAAA
This is a messenger RNA of Phragmites australis (common reed), 704 nucleotides long. RefSeq lists its product as uncharacterized. Lineage: Eukaryota; Viridiplantae; Streptophyta; Magnoliopsida; Poales; Poaceae. Gene Ontology annotation, molecular function: structural constituent of ribosome. Gene Ontology annotation, cellular component: ribosome; large ribosomal subunit. The record is from RefSeq and is a predicted model, not a curated record. Gene Ontology annotation, biological process: translation. The coding region runs from base 203 to 376 and encodes 57 amino acids. The transcript has 2 exons.